UGCUGAGCUGUUUGGCUGGGGAGAGAAUCUUGAAUUACUCUCUUUGGGUGUGUCUGUAUUAGAAUUUGUCAUAUUUUUCACCUGAUAGAUAUUGUAUGGAGUACUUUGUACAAAAUUCUGAGCUCCCAUCUUUGUUGUGUCAUGCUCCCACAGCCUUUCUGCAUCUGGGAAUCUCAUAGUACUCUUCAGGGAACAUCCGAAACAUAGAUUAGUGUGAAUGUUUUCGGGGCGAAAAACCCGAGGAGUGACAUCAGAGUUUUGAUUGAUUUCUUGGUGUUGUUUUGGGGAAUAAGAAAGAUUAGAUUCUUCAAGAAUUGAGGGAUUGAUGUUGGGAUUAGCAUUGUUUCAAGAGUGAAGAUUUUGGGAUCUUUAAUGUACUAGGAAAUCCACAAGAAGCCAUGUUGUACCUGGGAUUCUCCAAUUCAGAGGACCACCACAGCACUUGGGUGUUUUCUUUUCUUUUGAAUAAUUGAAGCUCAUCAAGUACUUUCACUUAUUGGGGGCUCUGCUCUUCAGCAUUUGUGUAAAUUAAAGCAAAAUUGAGUAUAAUACAGUUUGAUGUGUGGAUAUAUAGUUCAAUGUUCAUCAUCAGGGCAGUAGAAGAAGCUGAAGAAACGGAUGAUUUCUCGAAUGGAAAGUUCAGUUGCAGCGGUAGCUGGAGGCGUCGGGGGAGCGUUAGUUCUGUUGGGAGUGAUACUAUUAGUGUGUUUUUGUAUGUUUCACUAUAAGAGAUACUCAAACAGGAAUUCAGACACAGCUUCCUCAGAUCCAUCUGCAGUAGCAUUACAGUGGAGCAAAAGCGGGAAGGAGGGUCGUCGGGCUCAUCUCAAUCGACGACGCCAAGGCUGUUUAGGAUGAAAGAAUUGGAGCAUGCCACCAGACACUUUGAUGAGGCUAACCUCAUUGGCUAUGGCAGCUUCGGCCUCGUGUUUAAAGGCCUGCUUUAUGAUGGAACCAUCGUCGCUAUCAAGAGGCGCUCGGGUUCUCCCCGCCCUGAGUUUAGCGAUGAGGUGGCUCAUUUGCAAAUUGUACAACAUAGGAAUGUGGUUAAUGUUCUUGGAUAUUGCCAAGAAAAUGGCUAUCAAAUGCUGGUUUUUGAGUAUUUGCCAAAUGGAAGUGUCUGCAGCCACUUAUAUGGAAGGGAUUCGACGACGAAGCUGGAAUUCAAGCAGAGGCUUUCGAUUGCUACUGGUGCAGCUAAAGGUUUGUGUCAUUUGCACGCGCAACGCCCCCCGGUUAUCCAUGGCAACUUCAACACGGCGAACGUGCUGGUCGAUGAGAACUUCAUUGCCAAAGUUGCAGAUGCAGGAGUGGCUAGGCUGCUAGAGAAGAUAGAUGAUGAUGCAGGGCCAUCUGAGUCGUCGUCGAGCCGGGCAACUGUGUUCAGAGAUCCAGAGGUGGAUCGGAACGGGGAAGGGAGCGAUGUUUACAGCUUCGGGGUGUUCCUAUGGGAGCUCAUAACUGGAAGAGAGGCUUCUCAUAUAGAUGGCUUUGGAUCAAAUGAGAGUAUGUUUCAUUGGGUGGAAGUGCAUCUAAACGAGGAUGAUUUGGUGGAUGAUCGGCUGAAGGGAAGCUUCACGGCGGAGGGGAUGGAAGAUUUCAUCAGGCUAGCCCUGAGAUGCACCGGAUUUCCAAGAAAAGACCGGCCGGCGAUGGAAGCGGCGGUGGCGGAGCUGGAGAGAAUACUGGACAAGGAGAUCAUGCGCACAACUGUCAUGGGAGGAGAGGGCACUGCCACCGUUACUCUUGGAAGCCAACUCUUUACAAAAUAAAAUCAAAUUAUUAAUUGUUUAUUAUAUUUUAGUAGUACUAGGAUUAUAUUAUAUUAUAUUAUUGGUGCCAUUUCAUUUUUCUUUACAUUAUUUUAAGGUUUUCAUAAUGUUAUUGUCGCCGUAUUCGGUGGCCUAGGCGGGUUUGAAGGAACAAUCUCCUUCAAUUCCCGUUAUUUUAUGAUCAUAUUUUUUUUUCGAGUGAAAGGAAAGCAUCGAUGGAAUAGCAGAAAUUGUGUUUUACUAUGUGUCUAUGUAUGAAUUGGAACACCAUUUCUUUUUAGCAGUUUUAAGUUUACGACUACCGUAAGCCAAGUACAUUAUGGUUUGAUUGCUGGCA
Molecule: messenger RNA, 2109 nt
Organism: Ipomoea triloba (trilobed morning glory)
Lineage: Eukaryota; Viridiplantae; Streptophyta; Magnoliopsida; Solanales; Convolvulaceae
Product: proline-rich receptor-like protein kinase PERK3
Exons: 7
Coding region: 855-1772 (305 amino acids)
Biological process (GO): protein phosphorylation
Molecular function (GO): ATP binding; protein kinase activity
Source: RefSeq, a predicted model, not a curated record